Sciurus carolinensis (gray squirrel) is the source of this 2066-nucleotide messenger RNA. It is a transcript of the gene Serpinh1, whose product is annotated as serpin family H member 1. NCBI's taxonomy places the organism in Eukaryota, Metazoa, Chordata, Mammalia, Rodentia, Sciuridae. Gene Ontology annotation, molecular function: serine-type endopeptidase inhibitor activity; collagen binding. Bases 199 to 1449 code for a protein of 416 amino acids. The record is from RefSeq and is a predicted model, not a curated record. Gene Ontology annotation, cellular component: endoplasmic reticulum. Gene Ontology annotation, biological process: negative regulation of endopeptidase activity; collagen fibril organization. The transcript is spliced from 5 exons.
AGCCUUUCCAACUUUCCAGAAGUUUCUCGGGACGGGGGCUGGAGGGGGUGGGGACAGUCAUAUAUAGAUCCUGGCCUGAGGCAGCGGGCGGAGAGUAGAAUCAGUCAGCAGCAGCCUGAAAGUGAGACUCCGGUCCGAGCGCCAGCCCGGCCCAGCCCUCACAGGUCCCCUGCAGUGCACUCGACCCACCUUCCAGCCAUGCGCCCUCUCCUGCUCCUUGGUACCUUGUGCCUCCUGGCCAUGGCCCUGGCGGCCGAGGUGAAGAAACCUGCAGCAGCCCCUGGCACCUCGGAGAAGCUGAGCCCCAAGGCGGCCACACUGGCCGAGCGCAGCGCUGGCCUGGCCUUCAGCCUGUACCAGGCCAUGGCCAAGGACCAAGCUGUGGAGAACAUCCUGCUGUCACCAGUGGUGGUGGCCUCCUCCCUGGGGCUUGUGUCUCUGGGCGGCAAGGCGGCCACAGCAUCACAGGCCAAGGCUGUGCUGAGCGCGGAGCAGCUGCGGGAUGAGGAGGUGCACGCCGGCCUGGGCGAGCUGCUGCGCUCGCUCAGCAACUCCACGGCGCGCAACGUGACCUGGAAGCUGGGUAGCCGCCUGUACGGGCCCAGCUCCGUGAGCUUCGCGGACGACUUCGUGCGCAGCAGCAAGCAGCACUAUAACUGCGAGCACUCCAAGAUCAACUUCCGCGACAAGCGCAGUGCCCUGCAGUCCAUCAACGAGUGGGCCGCGCAGACCACCGACGGCAAGCUGCCCGAAGUCACCAAGGAUGUGGAACGCACUGAUGGCGCCCUGCUGGUCAAUGCCAUGUUCUUCAAGCCACACUGGGACGAGAAGUUCCACCACAAGAUGGUGGACAACCGUGGCUUCAUGGUGACACGUUCCUAUACCGUGGGUGUCACAAUGAUGCAUCGGACAGGCCUCUACAAUUACUAUGAUGACGAGAAGGAGAAGCUGCAAAUCCUGGAGAUGCCCCUCGCCCACAAGCUCUCCAGCCUCAUCAUCCUCAUGCCCCACCACGUGGAGCCGCUCGAGCGCCUUGAGAAGCUGCUGACCAAGGAGCAGCUGAAGGUCUGGAUGGGGAAGAUGCAGAAGAAGGCUGUCGCCAUCUCCCUGCCCAAGGGUGUGGUGGAGGUGACCCACGACUUACAGAAACACCUGGCGGGGCUGGGCCUGACCGAGGCCAUUGACAAGAACAAGGCAGACUUGUCGCGCAUGUCAGGCAAGAAGGACCUGUACCUGGCCAGCGUGUUCCAUGCCACUGCCUUCGAGUGGGACACAGAGGGCAACCCCUUUGACCAGGACAUCUACGGGCGUGAGGAGCUGCGCAGCCCCAAGCUGUUCUACGCGGACCACCCCUUCAUCUUCCUGGUGCGAGACACCCAGAGUGGCUCCCUGUUGUUCAUUGGGCGCCUGGUCCGGCCCAAGGGUGACAAGAUGCGAGAUGAAUUGUAGGGCCCUCAGGUGGGCAUGGGAUGACAGGAAGCAGCAGAAGGUUCCUGAGACACAUGGGUGCUAUUGUGGGGGGAGGUGCCUGUCUUGGAUAUUCCAUGGGGUGGGGGUGGAAAACCAGACCAGGGUUCCUAUGCACCUGAGCGGACCUUCCCAGCUAGAAUCUACUCCGCUUAGACAUGGGUCCCCAGAUGCCAUUAUGCUGAGCCCAGAGACCCCACAAGCUGUGCGACCUGGGCGAUAGCCAUCCUGUUCAGCCCUCUGAGUCUGGAUCCAGCCUGCCUUGACCAGCCAAUACUUUCCUGGCCUGUGGGCCUGUGGGGCUGGGGGUUAAAGCCUGGCCCUCUCCUGACGCUCCCACUGCCUCAGCCCCUCCCCACAACCUCUCCCAACUUCCUUCAGCUACAAAACCAGGUGCUGCAGUCCCUGGAACCAGGCUUCCCAGAGUGACUGUCUGGGUCAGGGGGAUUGGGAAACAGCUCAUAGGAGGGGCUCCUGGACAGACCCUGGUCGAGAAUUGUGUUGGGCAUCAUGGGAUGGACUUUUUAGUUUUUUCCCUUUUUUUAGUUUUUCAAAGAUGGGGGGAAGGGGGAACAUGAGCCUUUUUUUUUUUUUUUUUU